Messenger RNA from Tilletiaria anomala UBC 951, 4224 nucleotides. RefSeq lists its product as uncharacterized. The transcript is spliced from 4 exons. Gene Ontology annotation, molecular function: 5'-3' exonuclease activity; flap-structured DNA binding; 5'-flap endonuclease activity. Gene Ontology annotation, biological process: interstrand cross-link repair. The record is from RefSeq and is a predicted model, not a curated record. Gene Ontology annotation, cellular component: nucleus. NCBI's taxonomy places the organism in Eukaryota, Fungi, Basidiomycota, Exobasidiomycetes, Georgefischeriales, Tilletiariaceae. Bases 1 to 4224 code for a protein of 1407 amino acids.
AUGCCGCUCCAUCUGGCGCACCACAAGUCGUACCACCCAUACAACCGAGAGAACAUCGAGCGGGUAAGACGCGAUGAGGAGGCCGCUCGACUUGCGGCGGAAGCCGCUGAAGGCAGAUCGCUGCAGGCCGACUCGGAGCGUCGGCUGGAGCUGCUGCGUCGGAACAAGGGUCGUGCUUCCGGCGGUAGCGAGCAGGAAAGGCGGCUGAGAGCGGCAGAGAGGGAGGUUGAUGGAAAAGCGGGUGCGCUGAAGGAAUACGACGAGUGCCAACUCGAAAAGCUUGGUGGCCGUGCGGAUGCAGACAACUUGGAGCGCACCUUUGACAGUGCCGGGCAUAUCAAUUUUUGGGCGCAUCUCGAAGACAACAACCGACCGUCGAAGAGAGCGUGCACGCAGGAACCUUCCAACGCUAGCCUAGCCUCAAAGCAGGUAUCAUCGUCAGCAGAAAAUUCAUCCAAAGCCGAUCGAGCGUACCUCUCCCAGCCGGCGCCCGAGAUGUCACCAUGGUACUCCUCGUCCGAUCUGAUUCCCGGCAAUGAGCGCACGAAGAGCAAACAUCAGAAGCUCAGGGAGGCGUACAAGGACUCCAAGCGCAAGAAGGAGCAUGAUCCCAUGAAUGUCGUUCGUGAAGCUUUCUCUUUCACUUCCGCGAGCGAUGCGACAACUCUGAACAGGGAAAAUGACAAGAGAAGGGCUCAUUUGCGACACUUCAACCUCCCUUCUGGCCCAAACUUCUCGUCAGGGGAGAGUCGUGCGGCACAAUCGAGCUCCCAGCGGCUGAAGCCUAAGCAGCAGGAAGCCAUGUCGCGGGAAGCAGCAGAGCGUGCGCGAGCCCAGGCGCUCAUUUCACAGCGACGUCUAGAGUGUGAGCAAAGUCGCGAAACACCAUUCUCCACACCGCUCGCAGCGCACGGCAGCUCCUCGAGUGCGUGGCAGUACAGCGACCAAUUCAACCGCGAUGACGUUCGUGCCGCGCACGCUGGCUCCAGUGCAGCGGUAGCAGAGACCAGGGAAGAAGAAGAGCGCAGAUGGCAGCGUGAGCAGGAGGAGCGCGAGCAGGAUCUCAAAAGUCGCUUAUUGCAUGGACGGCGAGAAAGCCAGGGCCAGGGCCAAGAAGCGCGAUCAGGUGCGUCCCUGACGACGAAGAGCGAUGCUGCGAUACCUACAGACGCAGAGCAGCCGACUGAAGAGCUCUUUGACCUGCAUUUUGCUGGUACCUCGACGCUUCUUACAUUGCAACAGGAGAAAGUCGGCAUAGGCGCAGCUUCAGUGACAAGCGCCGGGAUAGAGCGGAACCCAAUCGCGAUCGAUUUUGACAACGAGGACGGAGCAGUUACUGGUCGCGUCCACGACGUGCACGCUUUGUCGUCCCAACCGAUUCCUGUGCGCACACUUUCGGAUGAGUCAAGUCGAACAUCCAGUUCCACCUCGUGUAACCGGCUAGCCACGCCCUAUUCCCGGGAGUCGGAUCCUGAAGUUUUCCAGCGGUACCAAGAGUCGAUGUAUCCCACCAUCCUCGGCGAGAUGAUCCAGGUUGUUCUGUCUGGCGAAGCGCACCUGUUCGAGGAGCACGAAGUAAGCCUACUGCAGGCGUAUCAUGCGCUGAGUUAUCAGUCACGUUACAUGCUCGCGAGGCUCUUACAGCGUAAAGAUAUGUGGAUUAGGCUCAACAAGCUCGAUUAUGCGUCUGACGUCGAGGAUAUGGGUGCGGCAAUCUUGGAGCUGUGUGAGCUGCGCGUGCUGCCGCAGCCAGCGCCGACGGGCAAUGCCUCAGCUAUAGAGAAUGACGCCGCCGGCAAGGACACGAUGGCUGGAGCAACAGCAGCAGCAGAUGGAGAAGUAGCGCUUCGUUUCGCCAUUUCCGAAGCAGAUUUGGACGUCGACAUGGAGCCGAUCCUGAACAUGCUAACGCUCGAGGAGCUUAAGACGCUCGCAAAGAGCAUGCAGCGCCUCACGCCUGCGGCCAAGACAAAGCAGAAGAUCAUCGAGACACUAUUGAGGACCAAGACUCAAGGUUUGCUGGGCUUCGACGGCGAGGCUGCAGAGCCUAUUACGAAGAAGGGAGGCAGCAUGAAGCCUCCCGCCAACAAGAGGCAUCAGACGACGUUGAACUUUGGUCCUGCUACAAAGAAUGCUGACGGUGCACCGACAUCUUUGCCGACGAAGCGCAACAACCAAAAGGCUGUCCUGCAGGUCGAGCUGGCGAACCUCAUCGGCCGUUGCGUGCGCCUGAGCCCGAUAGCGCGAAAACUGAUCGAUCGUGUGGCCCUCGUGUACUACCGCGGAAACGUGCUGCAAGGUGCCUCGGUGUUAACGGGGGCGGUGCUGGCUCGCUCGCAAAAACGUAACUAUCCUGUCUAUGAGUAUGCGCGCUCCCCAUGCCUGUGGCCGACGCGCCAACACCUGCUCGCGUAUGAGGCGGCGCUCGUGCUUCAAGCGGAGAUGGAGCAGCUGCUUGACUGGGACGGAAGCAAGGAGGCUUUGGAGAAAGCGUAUCGCCUGUUUGAGAGCGUCUGGGACGACUGGAAAGCGGUGGUGGUGGACUGCGAGACGUUGCUCGAAGGCGUCGACCGUUUGACGUAUCAUCGCAUGCGCUUACACGCCGGCUGGGUGCUCACGCGCAUCAUCGACAAGGGCAUCUACUGCCUCGGACGCUUCAAGCUGUACGAGCGCGAGAAGGAUGUCCUGCGCGCGCUAUUGGCGCAAAAGGCCUUCCGACGCGGCAAGCGGGGCGAGUGGUACGACCGAUUGGCGCUGAUCCUCAUGCAGUACUCGGACGACAAGACGGCAGGGCGCAAAGCCGCGCUGGAAGUGUGCAUGCGCGGUUUGCAGGACCCAGAUACGCACAUCAUCUACCACGACAUGCUGCAACGGCGCAUCAAGCGACUCGAGUCGGCGCUGCGCAUCCCUUUUGCAGAGCAGCAUGAUUUCAGCUACGCAAAGCUGCAGCAGUGCACCGAGGUCACCUUCUCUGGCGUCCGGCUGGAUCAGAUGCUCGUAGAGAAGCAAAGACUCGAUCUCUUCGGCCGGCCCAUCAAGAGGCAGAUGCCCCCCGAAAAACGACCGGCGCUCCGUGCCAACUCGUCCAGCGAAUCACUCUUGGUUGGUGAUGGCAUCGGCAAAAACUUCACGCUUCGCAAGCCGCUGCAAAAGCAAGUCAAAAUUGAGCGACGCGUCUCGGCUGCAUCAGGGACGGCUGCCCCGCCUUCUCUCCCUCGCAAUGUCAGUCCUGUGAAAGAUGGCAGCAGCGCGCCGCUCCCUUUAUCCGCUGGGGAUGAGUAUCAGACGACACGUAAGGAGACCAAAGAGAGCAUGGCGACCGUAUGGCGCGGACUCGAUGGGCAGCCUUGUCGUGUAGAGGCGCUGUGUCUCCAACAUUACGCCAUGCAGGGUUUCAAAGGCUACCAUAGCGAAGGGGGUGUGCUGGUCAUGCUGUACGUUCUAUUGAUGUGGGAUAUCAUCUAUCAACCCAUCGAAGGCGCCUUUGAGACGGCGUACCAGAACGCGCCCCUCGACAUCAAUACGGAUGCGUUCGCUGUCUCGCGCGGCGCGGACAUCAGACAACGCCUCCACCGGAUCCAGAAUGACGGCGGGUUGGAUCUCAUCCGAGAGACCGACGAGAGGGAGCGGCCGAGAAAAACUUGGGCAGUUGGGUGUCGCUGGGACACGUACCCGCUGAAAGAUUUACUAGAGAUCGCUGAGUGCCUGGGCGGCUACUCGCUCUCUGUCAUCUGCCAGGUCUUCAGCGAAGAGUGGGAACACUGCUCCAGCGGCCUACCUGAUCUCUGCAUCUGGCGGCAUCGGAACCAUUUAGAAGAACAGGAAAGCAAAGGAGAUGAAUUGCAGGAAGCCGCGCUCGAUGCCGAGGCGUCUUCGGACUCGCCUGUGGACUUUUCGGCAUCCCUAGCAUCAGCGACAGCUCCUGCUGUUGCGCUCCCUCCGUUGCAGACGGAAAGCACGAGGGACAGGAAGAGGAGGCCCACCGCGGGUGGUGCGCUACGAGCUUUUAAGCCGCGCGUGCGCUUUGUAGAAGUCAAGGGCCCGGGCGACCACCUGCGCGAAAAUCAGAAGCUGUGGAUCGACCUCCUGCUCAGAGCGGGCGUGGAGGUGCAGGUGGCGUAUGUCGUCGAGCAUGAGAAGGCGGCGCAAGGAGGCGGCGGCGCUGGGUCUGCGUCUGGAUCUGGAUCAGAACCGUCUGGCAACAGCAAGGGAAAGGGGAAAUAA